AUGUCGUCGUCAGAACUGGAAAUCCAACAAAAAUUUUCGGAUAACCAGCAGGAACAAGUGCCCAAUGCAGAGAUUAAUGCCAUCAAACAUGAUUCAACGGCGGAAGCAGGUCAACAAGAUUUUGCCGCGGCCGAGCAGUACAAAAAUAAAGGAAAUGAUUUGCUCAAAACCAAGGAAUUCUCGAAAGCCAUUGACAUGUAUUCCAAAGCCAUAGAACUAUACCCCAACAGUGCAAUCUACUAUGCCAAUCGGGCGCUGGCGCAUUUACGUCAGGAAAGCUUUGGCCUGGCUCUGCAGGAUGGUGUUUCAGCGGUUAAAACGGAUCCCAGCUACUUGAAAGGUUAUUAUCGACGUGCGGCGGCGCACAUGUCCCUGGGCAAGUUCAAACAGGCCCUUUCUGAUUUUGAAUAUGUGGCCAAAUGCAGGCCCAAUGAUAAGGACGCAAAAUUAAAAUUCACCGAGUGCAGUAAAAUUGUUAAAAUGCGCGCAUUUGAGCGUGCUAUCGCUGUAGAUAAGCCUGAGAAGACUCUCUCGGAGAUGUAUAGCGAUAUGGAGAACAUUACCAUUGAGGAUGAUUACAAGGGACCUCAAUUGGAGGAUGACAAGGUUACUUUACAAUUCAUGAAAGACCUUAUGGAACACUAUAAGGCACAAAAGAGACUGCAUCGCAAGUUCGCCUAUAAGAUACUCCGUAACAUUGAUGAGUACAUGCGUGAACAGCCAUCCCUAGUGGAUAUUACUGUUCCAGAUGACGAGAAGUUCACAAUUUGUGGAGAUAUCCAUGGCCAGUUUUAUGAUUUGAUGAAUAUUUUUGAUAUAAACGGGCUACCCUCAGAAAAGAAUCCGUAUCUAUUUAAUGGAGAUUUCGUGGAUAGAGGUUCAUUCUCUGUAGAAUGUAUAUUUACGCUCUUCGGCUUUAAGUUGCUGUAUCCCAAUCAUUUCUUCUUGUCUCGCGGCAAUCACGAAAGCAUUAACAUGAAUCAAAUGUACGGAUUCACGGGCGAGGUGACUGCCAAGUAUAACAACACAAUGGCGAAUAUAUUUACGCAAGUAUUCAACUGGCUGCCAUUAUGCCAUUGCAUAAAUCAGAAGAUUCUGGUUAUGCAUGGGGGCCUCUUUUCAUCAGACAAUGUUACAUUGGAUAACAUAAGACGCAUCGAACGCAACUGCCAGCCACCAGAGGAGGGACUCAUGUGCGAGUUGCUCUGGUCCGAUCCGCAGCAAUGGAUGGGACGUGGCCCAUCUAAGCGCGGCGUGGGCAUACAGUUUGGUCCGGACGUAACUGAAGCAUUCUGUAACCUGAACAAGUUGGACUAUAUCAUUCGCAGUCACGAGGUCAAAGAUAUGGGCUAUGAGGUGGCCCACAAUGGUCAAUGCAUAACUGUCUUCUCAGCGCCAAACUAUUGUGAUACUAUGGGCAACAUGGGCGCAUUUAUAACAAUUACUGGUAACAAUUUAAAACCAAAUUACAGAUCCUUUGAGGCUGUGCCACAUCCUGAUGUCAAGCCUAUGGCAUAUGCCAAUAGCCUAAUGAACUGGCUAGCGUAGUCAUAGCAGCAUGCUUCCUAUGCAUAACAAUAGCUAAGAACACCACAAACUCCAGCACCCCUGCCCACGCUUAAGAACCCACAACCGCAUUAGAACGAACAAAAACACAGAUUCCAAAAUGCUCAUAGGACCUUUAUGCACACAGCUUGCUAGUUACUCUACGAUAUGAGUCAGAGUAAAGAACAUAGUUGUGGUAUAUAGGGUUAAGGGCAGCAGAAUAGCAAUCAAUUCACAACAAAUUCAGCUAUAUUUGAUACAAAAACGUUGCAUACAAGAAUGAUUAUAUAAAAAUGGCUUUAGAAGUCAGAUGCUAAGUUUUAUUGGUGCUAAGCAUCUGAGUAUUCACUGUACAGUGUUUGUGCGAUUUAAAAAAGAAAAAAAAAAUUAAAAACGUAAACAGUGAGCAAAUUUAUUAUGUUUAUGCAUAGCAUUUAAAAAUUGGCAAUAAUGUGAGACCCCCAUAUUCCACUGCAAGCCCCUACCUUAAAUUUUACUCCCGAAGGCUACAAUUCUGUAUAAAUUAAAUUUUUUGUUCAAUCCUUGUUUAUAUAAACUUACACA
Molecule: messenger RNA, 2109 nt
Organism: Drosophila novamexicana
Lineage: Eukaryota; Metazoa; Arthropoda; Insecta; Diptera; Drosophilidae
Gene: PpD3
Product: serine/threonine-protein phosphatase 5
Exons: 8
Coding region: 1-1548 (515 amino acids)
Cellular component (GO): nucleus; cytosol
Molecular function (GO): protein serine/threonine phosphatase activity; protein binding
Source: RefSeq, a predicted model, not a curated record